Molecule: messenger RNA, 3195 nt
Organism: Poecile atricapillus (Black-capped chickadee)
Lineage: Eukaryota; Metazoa; Chordata; Aves; Passeriformes; Paridae
Gene: MED4
Product: mediator complex subunit 4
Exons: 7
Coding region: 44-844 (266 amino acids)
Biological process (GO): regulation of transcription by RNA polymerase II
Cellular component (GO): mediator complex; core mediator complex
Molecular function (GO): transcription coregulator activity
Source: RefSeq, a predicted model, not a curated record
CUCGCGGGGGGCGGGUCCCGCUCGGGUCCGCGCCCGGAUCGCGAUGGCGGCGGCGGCGGCAGGAGCCGGGGCCGGGACAACCGGGGGAGGCGGGGAGCGGAGCAGCACCCGGGACCGGCUGCUGGCGGCGCUGGAGGAUCUCGAGCUCUUGGCCAGGGAACUAAUUGAAAUUUUGGCAAUUUCAAGAAACCAAAAGCUUCCACAACCAGGAGAGGAGAGCCAGAUCCUGGAACUGCUGAUUCAGAGAGAUGGAGAGUUUCAAGAGCUAAUGAAGUUGGCAGUUGAUCAGGGAAAAAUCCAUCAUGAAAUGCAGCUUUUAGAAAAGGUAGUAGAAAAGCGGGAUAAUGAUAUUCAGCAGCUGCAGAAACAGCUAAAAGAAGCAGAGCACAUACUGGCAACAGCUGUUUAUCAAGCAAAGGAAAAACUGAAAUCAAUUGAAAAAGCACGGAAAGGUGCCAUUUCCUCUGAAGAAAUAAUUAAAUAUGCCCAUAGGAUCAGUGCUAGCAAUGCUGUGUGUGCCCCUCUGACAUGGGUACCAGGGGACCCGCGUAGGCCAUAUCCUACAGAUCUGGAAAUGAGAAGUGGUCUCUUGGGUCAGAUGAACAACCCGUCCACCAAUGGAGUCAAUGGACACUUACCAGGGGACGCACUUGCAGCAGGCAGACUGCCAGAUGUGCUUGCACCUCAGUAUCCUUGGCAGUCAAGUGAUAUGUCAAUGAACAUGCUACCUCCUAAUCAUAGUAAUGACUUCAUGCUGGAGCCUCCAGGACACAAUAAAGAGAAUGAAGAUGAUGUAGAAGUUAUGUCAACAGACUCCUCAAGCAGCAGCAGUGACUCAGACUAGGUACAAGGGGGUAUCCCUAGUAGGCCUUUCCUGUGGCGAAGGUAGGUUAGAUGAUGUUUGUCACAAACUGCAAUACCCUUUUGUUACACCAGCAGCCCUGUGUAGAGAGAAGAUAACAGCUGGCUCAGAGAUAGGGUGACUAAUUUAAAACCAUGGACUAUAGCCUCGGUUUUUUUCCUAUUAGAUGUUCUAGGAGCUGGGAGAAAUGUCUGGGAGCUGUCUGCUGGGAGAGAGAUGUCAGAUUUUCAGUGAUUGUGUAAAUGUAUGUUUGCAAGAGAUGUGUAAAUAUAUAUUUAUAUAUAUGUAUUUACUAUACAUUAGAUGACAUAAGUUCCUGGGAAAAAAGGUGUAAGGGGAAUCCCCUUGUAUGUUUGUUAGUAACUUUACUCUUUUGAUGAUAGCCUUUUCUAUGCCACAGAAAUGAAACAUGAAGUUUGUAAUUUUAGUAUCUUUUUUUGUUACUGCCUAAAUCCAUGUUCUUGGUCAUCUGUGUAUCAAGAACAAAAAUAUGGCAAUAAGGUGUAAUAAAAGAGUUUGUAAUUAUUGUAAUAUAUAAUGAAUGAUUUGUCAUAAAUAAACUCAGCUUUGAUCUAACUUCAGUUUUUCAAACUUGAAUCUUAGAUGAGUUGCCAUGUAACUUCAGUACUCAGCACAUUUUAUCCCAGUAUGUGGUUGAAUUCUGAUUGCGUUUCAGAAGUUUGUACUCCACUUUUCCCUAUGCAAAAUGCCCAGUAAGCAUUAGAAGCAGCUGAGGAGGAGUCAGAAGUGGAUGCAUCCUAAUGCACUCCUUUACAGGUGAGCCCUUCCAGGUACACACAGUGCUGGGCAGACUCUGAGGCAGCAAGUGCCCACCCACAAGACUGCCCCAGAUAUUUGGUUAAGUGUCCUGGGACCCUGGAGGUGACACACUUUGGGGCAUACUGCAGGUUUAGUUCCUUUCAGAUCAAAGUGCUCAAGGAUUUUUUUGUUCUUGUCAUCUAUAAUUUUUUCAAUCCUUUGAACCUUCUAAUUUGUUUACUUUGGCAGUUGCAUUUCCUGCAUCAGAUGCAAUUUUAUUUUGUCUUUCCAAAGGCACUUCCCUUGGCUUUCCUCUCCUGUUUUGCUUAAGGACUCAUUUUAUGACAGCUGCUUUUCUCUUACAUAAUCCUCUGAUAAAAUUUCAAAACUCUUGUGAACUGUUGCUCCUGGCAGUUACAGGUUUCUGUCCUGCAGCACAGAUCACAAUUCUCUUCCUUUUUCCAUUUUGUAGAUUCCUCACAGGAAGAAUCUGAUGAAUCAGGUAAUUCCUCCUUUGCUCAAGUAAUCUUUCAAACAUUGCUGCCAGUUAUGCUGCCACCUGUGACUGACACGCACAAAUCCCGUAAGGAUGUAGAAGGGAGAAGGACUUCAGUCACAUUCAUUCACAUAACAUGGAGCAGUGGGUUUUGUUUUCAGAGAAAUGGGGAAUUUGGUUUUGUCUCAGCUGUUUCCUUUAGAAGUAUUUUCAGAGUUAUUAAACUGUCUCCUCUUUCAGAGUCUAAAGUUAUUAAUCUACAUACAUAUUGUAACUGUUAUUCAAUAUCAUUGUUUCCUCUUGGGUGCUUAUCUCCAAUGUCUUUAAUUCACAUUAAUCCAAAUACAUGUGCCCUGUCUCAGUCAUCCUAGUUAACCUUGCCUACCCCUUUUCUAGCUCACGUUAGUUUUUGUCUUAAAACAUGUAUGAUCAGACUUGUACAAAAUAUUGCAAAAUGGAGUUUCUUAAUGCUUUGUAUAAUGGGAUUGGUAUUUUCUUUCUAAAUGGCCCUCUCUAAACACAUCACAUAGACAAAGUUUACCAGUCUCUUUUAUCUUCUAACUUACAAGGACAUUCUUGAAACAAAAUACAAAAAUAUAUAAUUAAUAUUCAUGGGAAGUGUAGUGUUACAGUCUACCCAAAACUCUUCUAUGGCUCUAUCAUGUAAUUCACCAGCUGAAAUACUGUGUAGGUGGGUGAUUGUUUCCAGACAUAAGAGGGCACUCAAGCAAUGAUCACUUCUUUUUCUGUUAGUUUUCUUGUUAGGUACUCUAUUAAAGGAUUAAAUGGGACCAGUGUAUUACAUCUAAGAAAUAGGUAAGGCAACAGCUCUGCCCACUGUUCACUUAGCAUAAAAUCAAACUUUAGGUAUUAGAUGCAUCCUAAUCAGUUUCCUUGCAUCAGUGCUCCAAACUGUGUACAGUUCAGGAGUAUGUUUCUCAAUGCUGACUAACUAUAAUGCCAUUUUAGGUGAGUUCUCUCAGUUACAAGCAGUUUAGUGAACCAUGAUAUGGUAACCAAGUGUUCUGUUAUGCAGUGGCUUAGAUAUGUACACAAUUGAUUUUCCCAUUUAGCAGAA